Pyrenophora tritici-repentis Pt-1C-BFP is the source of this 474-nucleotide messenger RNA. The record is from RefSeq and is a predicted model, not a curated record. Lineage: Eukaryota; Fungi; Ascomycota; Dothideomycetes; Pleosporales; Pleosporaceae.
AUGGCACCCGAGCUUUUAGCACCGCACCGCCACGUCGCUGCUCCACACGCCGCGAAACCCUCGGCGCCAGUCUAUUGGUGUGCAAGCAUCAGGAACCUUUACACCUCCUCGUACGCCAUGACUGCGCCUUCCCUGCUGAGCCGGAAUGGACACGUGAUCCCUGCUCUGCUGCCACCUGACCCCUCCCUGCCAUCAACACAGACAAACCUGAUACCCGAGCACCGCGAUCAUGGCCCAUUCUCUUGCUUUUUUGUCGUCAUCGUGACUUGGACGGCUUUUGCUGGCUUGACGUGGCAGCGACACAAGACAGCGGAGAGCAGGUGCGGCACUUUGCCCUUUCUGCCCUUUCUGACAACCACUGCCAGCGACGUGGAUGUGGACGUGGACGCAAACGCAGACGCAGACGUAUUGUCCCGCCUAGACCCGCAGAGCCGCACACGCGCGACUUUCUGCAUGUCUUCAGCCAACCACUAA